GGCGCUUGUUCUACUCAUACUCGCGAGGGAGACGAUCUAGUCAUCACUUUCCUCACUCCCACCAUCCCCAUCUUCAUCUUCAUCCUUAUCCUCAUCUUCAUCCUCAUUCUUAUCCUCAUCCUCAACACGCUCACUUGCAAUUCUGACCUGGCCCUGCACUGGCACCCCCGACUCCGCUCAUCACACCCCACGCUUUUGCUUCGCCAAACGAGCACUUUCCACAACGAGCACUGGCAACAGACAAAAGAAUAAGGGGAAGGGGGAUCUGGAAGUUGAAGAGAGUUUGCAUAUGCGCAUAACGACGACAGCAGCAAACAACAUUGGGGCACGAGCAGCAAAAACAGUAUGGCCCGCAGGAGUGGUUUCCAAGUCUUGUUCUGGCUGGCAGCCAUGGUGGUGCUGUCGGCUGUGACCGUGGGCGGGGCCGAUGGUUCGCGUGAGAACAUUGCCGGCUCACGUCAGAGCGGAAACAUUGCCCCAUCUCCCCCGCCGUCUUGUCACACUCCAUCUUCUUCUCGUUCUCGCUCUUGUUCUCGUUCUUCUCUUUAUCGUUCUUCUUUGACUUUAUCCUCAUAUUCUCCACCACCACUACUACCACCACCAUCAUUAUCAUCAUCGUUUAGUCGUCCAUCGAUCUCUUCCGAACGACGACCAAGCACCCUUCUUUCUUCUACACCUCCCACGCCAGGAGAAGUCCUUUCCUUCCAAAAGUGCAGCCCCGACAAAGACAAAGACCUCGGUAGACAACACCACCGCGUCCGUCGUGUACAGAAGAGUCAUCCUUCAACAGGACCUCUUCUUCUUCUUCGGAAGCGAUUGCCCAUCAGACGAUUCUCAACCAAUCGUCCGCCCCUCGACUCAUUCACUCGACCUGUCGCCCGAUCAGACCAGUGCGUCCGCCUCCGCAACCACCGCUACGACAUCCAUCAAGGCAACCAAGACAACCACGAUAGCCAAGACUGCAACGGUUUCGAUUCGACUGUCGAGAACACAAAGGGUUUCUCGCCCCUUCCUCGCGACCAUAGGAACCUAUACAACAUGCAGCCUCACCAACCACACGCACACACACACCACCAGCACCAGUACCAGCAUCGACCUGAUGGAGGUGCUACCAAACCCUCUUCUUCGUCUUCCACUUUCUCCGAUGCAAAGACAUCAGUCCCGCCAAUGCACCCUCGGUUGUUCCCAGAACCGAUUGUCUACCAAUACACCCUGUACUACCCCGGUAAUAUCCCCCUGGUGAUCACGGCCGGACACGGCGGAUCUGCUACACCCGGGAAACCCGUCAGCCGCAAAGUGACCCAUGUCUUCAAGCGGAUCCCGGAUCUCGAGACCACGAAGGAGCCCAUUGAUGUGCUGUCGUUUUCAAAGCCCGUUGUUAGGGGGAGGAAGAAGAAGGCAAAGGUGGUGGGCACACAGCGAGAGGGGGGAGAGAACGGGAAGACGCAGGAAGAAGAAAAAGACGAAGAAGAAUUAGGAGAAGAAGAAGAAGAGGAGGAGGAGAUGAUGCCAUGGAUGCCUCCGAGGGAUCAGUCAAAGGGUGGGAACUUUAAGAAGGAUAUGAACACACAUUCGAUGGCGUUGAACCUUGCGAAUGCGGUGUCGUGUUUGACCAGCGGACCUGUUCCUGUUGCGGUUGGCAAGCGACAGGGACAGGGACAGGGACAGGAGCAAGAAGGAGGAAGGUUACCGAGUAAAGGCAACGAGAGCUCUGAGCAGCAUGAUAGUGUGAACAAUGAUGCACAAAUGACCAGGAUUCUAGCAAAGUCAAGGACGAAGGUGGAAUCUGAACCCGCGACGACGCGGGGAAAUAUCCCGGCCAGAUGUGAGGCACAAGGUCCGUGGGGUGACGAUGAUUCCGACUACCCGUUCCCGUCCUUACCAUCUCCAUCCCCUUCCCCCUCCCCCUCCCCCUCCCCCUCCCCCUCCCCUCUCCCCCUUUCUUCAACUCCAAAGGAAUGGUCAGGACCGGUGGCGGUAACUCCAUCGCCUGUACGUCCGUUUGCGCUGGGGAGAUCGGUCUCGACGCCACCACAGCAGCUUUGGACGACGAGAGCGACAACAGCAACAACAACGAUGAUGACGGAGGACGGGCAUGGGUCCUUGAUGCGGUACAUGCCGAACCCCGGCCAGAACUAUCCACAUGUGGUUGUCUUUCGGGUGCCGCGGCUGUAUGUGGACGUGAACAGGUAUCUGGAGGGGGAGAAUGCGAUUGCGGAGGAGAGCGCGACGGCGGAGGCAGCAUGGAAAGAGUAUCAUGAUGUGAUUGAUCAUGUUCAAAAGAUGGUGCUGCAGCAACGGCAACGGCAGCAAAAGAAGGAGAGACAGUGGGAGCCGGUUUCGAAGCAGCAGCGGAUGGAGGGCUCGUGGGCGGUUCCGGUAGAGACAGAGGCGGCAUCGUCAACAGGGUUGUUGCUUGAUAUCCAUGGACAUGUGCAUGCGACGAAUCUGAUAGAGAUAGGAUACCUGCUGAGCGGGUCUGUUCUCGCAAUGGACGACAGACAACUGAAUGCGCAUGCUUCUUCACUGGCGAAGGAAUCCAGUGUCCGGUCUCUGAUCUCCCGAACCGUCCAGGGUUCCUCAAUGGAUCCCUCAAAGCGCGGGGAGGAGGAGGACAUGAACAAGAGGAUCCAGUUGUCGACGUUCCUGCGCGGAUGGAACGAGUCUCUAGGCGGGAUGUUUCAGACGCAGGGAUUGAACGCGGUCCCGAGCCCCGAGUUCGAGGCACCCUGUCACGAGUGCAUCUUCUUUUUCGGAGGGUACACGAUCCAGAGGCAUGGGAGUCGUGAUCGUGAGGGCUGGAUGGAUGCGAUCCAGCUGGAGUUGCCGAGGAUCCUGAGGAUUGUGAAUAAGGAGGAGGGACGGGAGAUUGGGAUGAGGCUGGGGAGGGCAGUGGUGGAGUAUUUGGCAAAGUACUAUGGCGUAUUUGAGGACAGAGUUGGCGGUGCGAGGGAGGUGGAGGAGGAAGCGAAGGGGGAGUGGAGUCGGUUGAGGGCACUGAGGCUGCAGAGAGGACACCGAAGCGAGGUGGAUGUGAGGCGUAGUGUGCAGUCGCCGCUGCAGCAGAGACAGCAUUCGCAUAUGGGAAGGAGAGGGUCGAGAGAGAACCAUAGUGGAGACAGCGAUGUUGAUGACGAGAGGGGGGGAGACACCAGUCCUAGCGCCAGCAUCAGCAUCAGCAUCAGCUCCAGCUCCAGCUCCAGCUCCAGCUCCAGUAAUAGUGGUAGUGAUGACUCUCGCCCCGAGAUGAAGCGCCAGUCGAGUCGACUUUAAUUUCGUAAUAAGGAUUCGUUGGCUAAAUGGCCGGUAUAUUUUCUACGCACAAUGUACAUAAUACAAUGAU
Molecule: messenger RNA, 3343 nt
Organism: Gamsiella multidivaricata
Lineage: Eukaryota; Fungi; Mortierellomycota; Mortierellomycetes; Mortierellales; Mortierellaceae
Exons: 2
Coding region: 346-3273 (975 amino acids)
Source: RefSeq, a predicted model, not a curated record